CGUUUUUCCCUGUUAGAUUUCAUGGGCACUUUUAAAUGAAUUCAAUAUUAUUCGCGUCAUAAAAUGCGUGACUGUUGCUAAAAAUAUUUCUUUCCUAAUCUUGUCUUGUAUUUUGAUUUACUAGUUCCAAGUAACAAGUUCACAACUUAACAUAGAGGCCAAGAAGGAACCAUGAGCUUGAAAAGGUUCAAGUUUGUCACUUUGGCUGUAGUGGCAGUGGUGACUGUGGUGUUGACGCAAUCCUCGGACUGUUCAGACUCGUCGAACCAGAAACGUUCAGGUUUAUAUGGAGCCGUCGCCUCCGAUUCCGAAGUGUGCUCGAAGAUCGGUGCUGACGUCAUCCGUGACGCCGGGACGGCCAUUGACGCGGCCAUAGCAACGCUGAUCUGUCUUGGUCUUAUUCAUCCCCAUUCUUCAGGAAUUGGUGGCGGAGGGUACAUGUUGCUGUAUAAACGAGCCACCAAGACUGCGACAUAUUUGGAUUUCCGAGAAACUGCCCCUGGUGCAUCGACACCUGAUAUGUUUGUGAAGAGAAGCUGGAAGAGUAUAAAGGGUGAGUGUUGAAGGCAGGGCGGGGUUAAGGGAACUGUACAUUGUACCUAUAUGAAGAACUGGAAACACUGAUGACUGGUGGGGGUUUUUGUCUCCACCACACAUUCCAGUAUAGCGUGCAAAGUUCAUGAAUAGAUCUUCGGUAAAUUUAAUUAGAUACUUGGAUCAUGUUAUACGGAAUUCUGGUAAACAUCUGGCCCAAGGAAAUUUUAAUUUAUGCCGUUCUAUUAUUUUUCUUAUUUAGGUGAACUGUCAGUCGCUGUGCCAGGAGAAAUACUUGCUAUGUACAAUGCAUGGAAAACACAAGGACAUUUACCAUGGAAACGACUUUUUCAACCAACUAUUGACCUGGCGAGCAACGGUUUCAAAAUUGACGAACCAUUGGCGAAGGUUAUCAAAAGUACCACAAAAGACAUCUUUAAAGAAAAAGGUUUCAGGUACGUUUGCUUUGAAUCUUUAGUCAGCAUACUUUACAUUAAAUACCCUAUUUUCAGGAAGAUUGUGCUAAUAUUAAACACGGAGUAAGUGGCAUCUCCCCAGAUUAAAGGCUAGUUUAUAGUAUCAAAGUUCCUUGAGGGAACUGACUCAGAGUUAAUCAGUAAGUCAGUUCGCUCAAAUGUCUUGGAAAUCCUUCAAAAAAUUGAAUUUACCUAUGAAAAUAGGGUGGGAUCACAGAAACAUUGAUAGUUUAAACCAUCCUUAAAAUCCACCAAUUGUAUAAAAGUUUCUGUUGUGGUUCUCGUUAUACAGUUGCCUGAUCAUUGGAGGCCGAAUAGAUAGUUGUAGUGGACACAAAAAAUAUUAAAAUUGUUUAAAACUUACGACAUUUCUGGAAAAAUCUAACAACUGUUUGGUAGUAUUAAGAGUUGCAAGAGACGCAUUAUAAUCUUGAGUUAAUAGUAAUUGCAGUCAUAAGCUUUGGUAUGUGCGCAUGUUGCACAUGCUGUUUUGCGCAUGCUGCAGGACCAGGGUAUCGCACAAUAGUACUAUGUCUUGUUUCCACUUUUGCUCAUAGUCAUUUGUAGCUUAGUAUUUCGUGCAAUCUAACAUUUUUAAUAUGUCCACAAAGAGAAGUUUACUUCCAUGAAGAUGGAACACCAAGGAAUGAAAGCGAGAACAUAACAGACCCAGUUUUUGCGAAAACCUUGACAGAGCUUGCAGAGGAUCCUUUCAGCUUCUAUAACGGCUCAAUCGCCAGAGCAAUCGUCAAAGACAUUCAGGACCGUGGUGGGAUACUGACUUUGGAAGAUUUGCAAAAUUUUAAAGCAACAACACGACGUGUGCUGUCGAGCUUUGUGAACGAUGACAUUUUGUAUACGACCUCAGCUACAUCGAGCGGCUCUACCUUGAUUAUGAUACUGAACAUUUUGAAAGGUCAGUUCCUCCUAAAAAUGUUACUAACGCGGUAGAAUAUUACUCUGGUUUCAAACUAUAGACCAGAAAGGCCGGAUAACCUUUACAAUGGAACUCGAGGAAGGUCAGUUAAGAAUUGUGUAUAUAGCUAUCCAGUAUUACUAAAGUUAGUUAAGUUUAGGAUUCCUCCUGUAGUAAUGUACACUAGGUCAAUAAAGGAUGUCCCUGUCCGAUUCUGUUUGUUUCGGUACGGUUAAAGCCAGUUUUCCACUUCGACCGUAUCGUAGCGUACCGUAGCAUUUUCUUUUUUGUCGAAGUCAUUAGUUCCACACUACCGCUCAGGAAACAAAGAAAUACGCUACGUUUCGAUACGAUACGAUUGAAGUGGAAAACCGGCUUAAGUUCAGUUUUUUGAACUUGUAUGGUAACACAGUUAUGCUUUCUCUAUUUAGGAUUCAAGUUUACUCCAGACUCUAUAUCCGCCAACAAUGUCGUACAAACAUGGCAUCGUAUCAUUGAGGCAGUCAAGUUUGGCUAUGCAUAUCGACCAUUUCUCGGUGACCCGGAUUUUCAUCCAGAAGUUGAAGAGGUUGGUAAUGUACAUAUUUCCCGGAUUUUAGUCAAGACCGCUGUUUCAGCUUUUUUGAUAAUUACCUUCGCCAAAGCUUCACGUAUUUACGUAGGUUCAUUGCAGAUUUUGUAAACAAGGCAUUUUAUAAUUAAGCAAACAGUUCUCUAAGUGUGCCCCCCCCCCCCGCCCAUUUCUGUUUAAUAUGCUUCAGGUAACACCAUUCAUUGUAAUGGUUAAGAUUGUACUCAGGCAGAACUGCAAAACUAUAUAUAACAAGCCGCUCGAAAGAGCGUUCCCUUUUGGGUCUAUCUAUAGAACCUGUCCCCUGUUGCAAAAUUGCGGUGUGCCAAGUUUAGCUCUGCACCGCUACCAUAGCAGAUGGUUUUUUAAUCUAAUAAUAAAUAUCAAUGCCCAGCAUAAUGUCCGUAUAAUAAUAGCCAUAACAAAGAGAAAUUUUCAUAAAUCCAUGUCAAAUCAACCACUGGCGAUAAUAAAUUCUCCGAGUGACCCCUUUCCACGCCAAAAUCUCAUAUCUUGUCAAUAAAACAUUUUUAUAAAAGGUAACAAGCGUGUCAACAAGUUGUAACAAUGUUAUCAUUUUAUCAAGUAGCUAGUACUUGUUUGGUAUUAACAACUCGCGAACAAGUUAUUGAAUUGUAGGACGAGAAGAAGUUUAGAUAACUUGUAACAGGUCUGUCAACUGAACAGCUUUGUAACAAGUUGUCAACAGUAGUAGCGGAAUGGGGGAAUAAAUGGCUACAGUACCCCGGAUAUAACAGUGGGGUUAUCCCCCCCCCAACCGCCCCUCCCCCUAAAAAAAACAAAACUAAAAAACCACCAAAACAAUCAGAGUAAACAUUUUGAAAAUUGUAUUUAAUUUUUAAAAUUCUACUUAAAUUCUAAUUAGAAGAAAUCAAAGAGAAGCGAUAGGUGCUAAAAUUAUAAAUAAGGAAAUAUGUUAAUUUUGGGAAAAAAAUUUAAAGCCUGGCCCACUGUCCCCAAUAAUUCUUGCUGGACAUUAUUAUCAAAUAUGUUGGACAAUGUCAUUAACCGUCCGGAGAAUUUAUAGAAAUUAGCGCCUCCUCAUGGAAACAGUUCCAUUGGCACUGGUUAUUAACAAGCCUUUCACAAAUUUUCAACAAGCUGAGAACAUUCACGCAUCUUGAUAACAAGUCGUUGAAACAGUGUCGGUACAAAUCUGUUGCAGGUUUGCUACUGGUUGUGCUGUUUUUCCGGUUUAGUUUAUGAAAGUAUCUUUGGCUUUUUCAGAGUAUAGAUCUUCAGAUUAAUGCUACUUAUGCUGAAGAAUUACGUCAGAAGAUAUGGGACAACACCACACACGAUCCCUUGUACUAUGGAGGAUUUUACGAUCCAAUGCCAGAUUUUGGUACGACACAUUUAUCUGUGAUUGGUCCUACUGGUGAUGCUGUGUCUGUCACAAGCACCCUUGGACGAUAGUAAGUUUCUCUUUCAAAUGAAAUACUUUUUUUAUACUGGAUAGAUCUGUCAGUUCUAAACUGUUUUCCCCAGAGGUCCAAAUAAGGAUUAUAAUUGUCUUACCUAUCGUAGAUAGCUUGAUUUGGCAAACAUGGUUAAAUAAAGGUUUCACUUAUAUAGAUACAGAUACAUAUACACACACAGGGGUAUGCUGCAGCAAGCGACAUUAUGACUCCAAAACACCCCUGUAUGUGAAGACACUAUACUGCGUGUGUUGAAACGUUGAGUUGCAAGCGUAAUCUUUACCUAUAAUUAACCAGAAUAGCGAAACAUAUUUGAUAUGAAACGUGGCUGGCGUAAAAAGUUUUUUCAUGUUGUUUGCUGCUGAAUUGUGACUAAUGUGUUUGUUAUACUAUUUUGUUACAGCUUUGGCGCAAAGAUUCGUUCAUACAAGACAGGGAUAGUUUAUAAUAAUCACAUGAGUACCUUCUCUUUACCCAACACAACCAAGUCCUAUCAACCCAAACCUUCAAAAGCCAACUACAUCGAGCCAGGAAAACGUUCUGUCUCCACCGCUUGCCCCACCAUUGUGGUGGAUAAGGAUGGAUCGGUAAGGAUGGUUGUGGGAGGAUCGGGUGCUUUAAGGAUCACAUCUGGUGUACCCAUGGUAAGGAAUUAGUAUUAGUUAACCUAAAUGUCAGGCCUUUCGAAAAUAAAGCCCUGAGGCGUCAAAAGUAUGUGCCGCCCACUUUGUUAUUUUUAAACAUUUGAGUGGAUGAUGUACUAUUUAAAACACGAGCAGGAGUGCUUUAUAUAACAGAACAUCCUUCUGAAGCAGAACAUCCUACUUAAACACAUGCGGAAAAAAAUUUUGGAUUUUGAUCAACAAAUAUGGAAGUAAGCGUUAACACGAGAACGAGGCUUCAGGUCAUGACCUGGAGCCUCGUUUUCUUGUUAAAGAUUAUUUCCACAUUUAUUGGUAAAAAUAAAUUUCUUUUUCAUGCAUGUGUUGAAGAGGGAUGUUCUGCUUCUCUGUAAAUAGCCCACGAGAAAAAAACUUGAAAUCCUUUCCAUUUAAGAUGGUCCUAAGUUGAAAACGAUGUAGUCGUGACGUAAUUAUCGAUAGGGUGUAUUGCCCAAGCAUGCAUGCAGUUAACAUGUCGUUUUCUGGACCGGCACAUGAUACGGUUUUGACCAAUCGGCAAACAGGAAAAUUGAACUUUCACAAUUGCUGUAUAAUAAUUAAACUUGAAUUGUUUAUUUCAGGUAAUAAUGAACAAACUCUGGUUUGGAUUAAGUCUGGAAAAAUCAAUAGACCGCCCUCGCCUGCAUCAUCAGCUCUUUCCUAAUAUAAUCUACUAUGAGAGAAAUUCACCAUACAGCGUUCCUAAGCCUGUUCGCGAUGGUCUCAAGGCACUUGGACACGAGUUGCGUUGGUCGAAUAGGUAUUGUGCAAUACAAGGCGUCUAUAGGAAUGAAUCGGGGCAAUUGUAUGGCAAAUCUGACCCAAGAAAAACUGGAGUGGCUGUUGUAUUGCAAGCUAGAAACGUCGUGUUAUAUUCAGGUAAAGACAAAUCUUGGUUUUUUGUCGCGUACUCUGCCAUGCAUGUAUUGGAUUUUAAUUUUCAUACUAUAAUUCACGCCGAAAACUGCAUAAAUUACGUUGUUAUGUAUAAUAAUUCAUACUGUAGUUGCUCUGCGUCCGCCAUCUUGGACUUGACAUUUUUUGAAUAAUUUUGAAUUAAUUAUGCAAAAUGCUGCGGCAUUAAGCCUGGUUCACACGAUGAAAUAAGCAUAAGUACAAGCAGCGGGACCUUGUUGCGUUCUUCUUAUGCUUAUGCUUACCGGUUUAUGCACAUCAAAGGUUCCGCUGCUUGUGCUUAUGCUUAUUUAAUCGUGUGAACCAGGCUUUAGUGUUGAUUGAUCGCAGACUGUUUCUCCGCCUCUCCAGGGAAGGCUGGCUGAAAUCAGUCUGCUAUCGCAGACUACCUGGUAUAUGCAGUUUGUGAUCAUAUUUCACCUCAGUUCCAUGUGAGAAGAGUGCUUCCAGUUUAACUCUACCAAGUAUUGCAUGUUUCGACCAAUUCUAGACUUUUUCUAGAUAUUCUCGUGCCACCUCUUGAGUGGGAAGGAGGGGGGGGGGCGUUGCUAGGGUGUGGAGGGUCCUGAAAACAUGUAAUUAUCAGCAAAACAUGAAUUGGAUAGGAAGGAAAAGAAUUAUAAUGUGGUUGACAUUCAUUAAAAAGUAAUAGUUGUGGCAAAUAUUUGGAGAAAUUUACGAAACAUUUUACGAAUAAAUUCAUUAGUACUCCUUGAAACACAAGCAGGAGUGCUUUAUCGGAUAUAAAACACUGUACUGACAGCCGAGUAUAUUUAUUAUAUCUGAUAAAGCACAGACGGCUAGUGUUUUAAAUGGCUUAAAGGACAACAGAGUUCAUUGGCGAAGUAAUUUUAAGAAUAAACGUUGUCGAAGCCGAGAAAUUGAAAGCUAAGUUUUUUGUGAAUUAACAUGAUUUUUAUCACCUAUAAAACCACAGACCCGGCUGUGAUUUCGUUUGUCUUCUCCUCAUAAAUUAUUGAGUUUUUUAAAUCAUCUACAAUCAUUUUAAGGACAACCACCAACAACAUUUCCAACAUCAAAAGCAAGGAACAAAACAGGUAAAACACCAAUGCCGUUAAUUUGAAGUUUACUUUACGUGUGAAGCAGCCAAAGGUUUAUCCAAGUACUGCAUGCUUCGACCAAUUCUAGAUCUCUACGGCCUAGGACUAGGAAUUAAGGGGUGUGGUUCAGUAAUAGUGGGUGUGCAGUCGUAUGCUGUUGGCGGGCAUGAGAUACCGGCUAAUAAUAUACCGCGUGUUAUUUUAUUAAUUAAGACAGAACUGAUACUGGUAUCCAAUAUAAAACUUAGUUGAUAUAGCUACGUACUGUAACUGUUUCACAGUAUUUUCCCCAGAACAUUAAUGACUACGUACGUGCAAUGAAUAUACAUUCCUUGGCUCUUAUGGAACUCAAUAUCAAUGCAUGCAAGUGCAUAAUAAAUCGAUCACCAAAUUUUCAUUAUAAUUAAUCAGACAUUGAUUUACGAAGUUAAAUUUAAUCGGAUCUACAAUGCCAAUGAAAUCCCAAUUUAAAAGAUAGUACAUGCAGUCAUGUACAGUAAAAUACACUUUCGUGCCACUUCUUCAGUUCAUUUAUUUGGAAUUCACUUUUGGAAUUCACACUGUUUCAAACACAAGCACGAGUGGUUUAUCAGAUAUAAAACACAAGGUGACAGCCGAGUAUCUUUUAUCCGAUAAAGAACAGACGGCAGUGUUUUUAAUAAAUGGCUUUAUGUAAAUUAACCUGCCUUUUUUAUCACCUAUAAAACCACCGACACGGUAGUAAUUUUAUUUUUCUUUUCUUCGUGAAUUAUUAACUUUUUUUAAUUAAUCAUCUACGAUAAUUUUAAGGACAACCACCACCAACAUUUCCAACAUCAAAAGCAAGGAACAAAACAGGUAAAACACCAAUGCCGUUUAUCAUUUGAAGUUUACUUUAUUAAUUACGUGUGAAAGCAGCCAAAUAAUUGCAAUCGUCAGGUUUAUCCGCAAGACACGAAAGCAAUUGUAACAAAUGUUCAAUCUACUUGGGAACGUUAUACAACAUUAUGUACUAUUUAAAACACGAGUAUAGGAGGGUUUAUCAGAUAUAAAACGCGAGGCACAGCCGAGCGUUUUAUAUCUGAUAAAACACGACAACGAGUGUUUUGAAUAGCUUAAUUAAAAUACGACUACAAAAGAAUACUAAUUAGUGCCCAGCAGAAAAUACGUAAAAGAGCCAUAACAAAAAUGUAGUUUAAAAUAUUUAUUAAAAAUCUAACGUUUCGUCUUUAACUUAAGACAUCUUCAGAGCAAUGACAUACAAAGCGGAAAACAUAGAAAUAUGAAUAAAUUUCAACUAUUUACAAGAUAUUAUAUUACAAAAGUAGAAAAAGUAGUGGAUCAGAGUAGAACUAGAGGGACCGAACUGCCUUGUAAGUUGCAUGGGAGAGGGUUUGAGUUUGUUAAUGAGAAGACUUUCUCGAAUGAGGACUCCAAGUUCACGUGUGAUGAAUGAGAUACUUUGUUUCUUUCACAUGUAAAGUGUUCCAAUUCCAUAUCUGAAUUUCACAUGUGAAAUCGUACAUGAAAUUUCCGUAAUGAUUCCUUCCUAUAUGUUGAGUUUUGUUCGAUCCCAUGUUCGCAUUCAGAAAAAUAUGUUUAAGCACCUCAAAGUAUGUGAAAUAAACUCGGCUAACGAUCGUUGUUCGAUCCCAUGUUCACAUUCAGAAACAUAUGCCUUGUUUCAUAGAAGCCUCUGGGAGACACUCAUGAGCCACUGGCUUGGGUGAAUUUGGCAACUACACCCUCUGUAAUAAACAUUAAAUAUCUCGUUGUCAAUUAAUCAAAUAAACGAAUGACUAACUCAUUGGUGUUUUUUUCUCAGGUGGAACACAUACAAGUUAUCACAAAAAGAAAGGCAGUCUGGGCAAGGGUGCCAUUGUUGGGAUAGUGCUUGGGUUGUUGAUAUUGGUAGUGAUUAUUAUUGGUGCCAUAUACUGGUUCAAAUUUAAAUCUAAAGAAAGUAAGUGAUUUUACGCUUCAAUCACAAUCUUGAACGGUCUGUGCCAGUGUAGAUAAUGCCAAUAAUAAGAAAGCUUCGGAUUGAUAUAGGGAUGCAACUACCUGAAAAAUACAAGGAGAACUUCGAAAUUUGGAAGAAAAGUUCUUCUUGCAUUUUUCAGGUAUAGUUGUACUUCUCUACCAAUCCGAAACUAUCUUAAUAAGUCCAUAAGCUGCUCAUUUCUAUUUUGUUAAUUAAACUCCCUAUUGUGAAAUCCCUGAGGACAAACUGAAAACAUACGAUAAAAAUGACCUCUAAAUUAUUAUAUAACGGGAAGUUAAAAAAUCGUGCAUAAUGAACAAACUACAAACUGGUUGUUCAGCAUGAAUAAUGAAAAUAGUGAAGAUGAAGAUCUGUUCCGAAGAUUCGACUGUCUAUUGUGAACAUGUGUCUAUAUAGCUUUUCAACACUUGCUUCUAUUUCACUUCAGCUGGGAAACUUACCGCGGACGUACAUAACUUGAUGAAUGGGAAAUAUUUGCACAAUAAACGAGCAUAUAAAAUACAGAAAAGUUGUGAUGAACGAGACGUUAGCCGAGUUUAUUUCACGUACUUUCGCCCGUAUUCUAAAAGCUCACUCACACUCAAAGUGUACAGGAGGUCCAAUCUGAGCUUCCCUUGAGUGUUAAUGCUGUUUUUGAAUGCUGCAGGAGGCUUAGUCUUGUACCUUACUAUGUGACUACUCACUCUCCAGCUAUUCAAAAACAGCACUGACACUGAAGGGAAGCUCAGAUUGAACCUCCACUCUUUGAAUGUGAGUAUACGGGCGUUCUGGGUGUUUUAUACGCCGGUAAUAAACAGCUUUCGAGUCUAUAGUUAAAUAAUUUCUCAAACGGACUUGUAGUUAAUGGGAAUUCAAAACGCUAGUUGUGUUUGAGCGUUUAUUACCGUGGCCUUCAAGAUAACGAUGGUUUCCUUUAUGUUUUGCUCAUCAAUUAUUAGUGUGUUUGAGAUGUACAACAGGAUGUCCCAAAAAACCCGAAAACUAUUGAAAUCACUUAUUGUUAAAAUUUGAAUGCCUUUCCAAACAGCUGAACGUAAUGAUGCGUCGGUGGCCAGUUUGUCGUUAAUUUCUUGCAAUGGAGGUUGGAUUGUUCUACAAGUCCAAUACAGCCAUUAUAUAACAAUAUUGUUACAAUGUUAUAUCAAGACUGUAUCAGACUUCUUAAAAAACCUUGUAAGAAGUCUGAUAAUACCAUCAAGCUUGUUACAAGUUGUAACAGUUUGUUUCAAACUUGUUACAACAACUGGGAACAAGCAGUACGAAUACAGCUUGUCGUCAGCUUAAUUGUGAACAGUUUGCAACAAUUUGUUUGCAGACCUGAAACAACUUGUGCGUGUAGUAGACCACUGAAAGCUUUAUCUAAUACUACGUUGAUGAAAACAUACGGAUUGUUCGUCAAGACGAUCGAACUACGCAGUGCAUUUUUUAAGGAUUCUCCAGUGGUGGGGCAAAACUGCCAAAGGGCCCAUCAAGGCCGUAGCUAGCAUUUAUAGUUGGGGUAGGCCAAAAAUUUCCGAAUGACGAAAACAAUUUCCGAAUAUUUCAUGGCAUACGAAGCCACGAAGGUGUUUGCUGUCCGGAAAAUGGAGACGCAAUUUACAAACACAUAUACGCAUAUUUUACGCACAGACAUAUUACAGUAGCAUGCAGUGCCAUAGGAAGCUCUAUUUGACUGGGGGCUGAAAACGAGUGUCGAAGGCCCGAGGAGAUUUUUAAAUUUGGGGUCUCUGAAAUGCCAUUUUCUGGACUUUCGGGGAAGUUUUGACAGAAUUCUGAUGGUCAGAAAACAGCGUAGUAUUUAGUAGUAGUAUUUAGUAGUACUAAAUGGGCGAAGGCAUAUUUAAUUAACUAUAUAUUGGAGAAGUUGCACGAAAAUAUGGGUAAUAUGAUCCUUCGCAGUUUGUCAUGGAUAAUGUAGCCGCUUAAAAUUAAUCAAUUGUCAGUAUUCUAAAGGUAUAUUAUUUAAAUGAUAAAGGUCUGCAUGAUUUUGAAAAAGAAUGAUUUAUUUUAGCAAAUUAUUGGAAAGGCUGCUGCACCCUCCCCAGGUUGCUACGGCCUCAGAAGUAAUAAAACGAAAAACACUUACCAAUUUACGAUUUGUUAAAUGUUAUCCAUGUAAAUGCCAUGAUUUCGUAAAUCAGUGUAUACUGACAAUACAAUUAUAUCAUAUUUUCUCUGUUUAACAACUAAAAUUUUGUUAUACUAUUAUUGCUGUAAUUUUCCGAAUGGCCAACCUGGUUUUCCGAAUAUGUUAACCCCUCCCCCCCCCCAAUACCCUCAUCGCUACGGCCCUGGGGCCCAUUUUCCCUGCCCUCAGUCCCCCCAGGAUAGUAUGCGAUCGCAACAGGUGGGCAAUUUGUCUGAGCAUGCGCCGAAGAAAAUCAAUAUGGCGACAUAUAUUAGGAGUGUUUCGUGAAUUUAUCUGGUUUUAAAGCUAAUAAAACAACAUUUUAAUGAACGAAAACUUUGUAAUAUUUAGUGGAAAACAUUAAGCUAUGCAUUCCAAAUGUUUUACAGUGAAAGUAAGUACUUUUGCUUUAUUUUAUUGCUUUUUAUGCUUUGAAAACAGGCAAGCUCAUUUUUUUGCAAAAAUCUAAUCUAAUAUUUUACCCAUCACUUGUUUAAUCUGAACAGAAAUAGAUAGAACACUUGGCUAUAUAAGUUACAAAGGUAUUGUUAGCUGAUCUGAAAGAUUUCAGUAUUCCUGGUACACAUUUAACAAAGAAUGAAAUGUAAUUUCAAAAAUUAAAUAUGCAUAUCAAAAACAAUACUUUUUAUUAGAACAACACAUAAUAAAAUAGGUUUUGUUUGUGGAAACACCAUGUAAAUUUAUUACUGCAAAGCUUUCGAUCCGUAAGCCCAUAUUAUUAGCACUGAUAUUAUUAUUAGCACUCAUAUUAUUAGCACUGAUGAAGAUCCGGGCUUACGGAUCGAAAGCUUUGCAGUAAUAAAUUUACGUGGUGUUUCCACAAACAAAACCUAUUAUAUUUUAUCACCAUGCAAACAUACAAAGAACUUAACACAUAAUAAGUUGUUAUUUUCUAUUUUUACCAAAACAAGUUUGCAAACGGGAUUUAGUCCUCCAGCUUGAUGUCAUAUUCCAUUUAUUUGGAUAUUUCAAAAAAGGAAUGUGAAAUAAUAAUUUAAUCUUGUGCAAAAUUUGAUACCAACACACAUGUGAACAGAUACUAUCACCUAAAAAUAAAAGAAAACAGAACAUAAAUUUAUCAUCUAAUGCUAUGGAAAAAUCUUAGACACUACAGGCAUAUAUUGAGCACAAUUCUUUAACAAACUCACUAAAAUAAGUUAAGUUAUGUUAUGAUAAGAGGAUGGCAAUAUAUAAAAAUAUCAAAUGUCGCCUUCUUCAGUGUCCAAAAAAAGUGCCGCGCGCAUUUUUCGUGGUCGCAUAACUGGUAUUACCACAAACCCAUGUGAAAAAGCAAAUUCGAAAAACCUGGUUUUGGGUGAUGAGCAUAGUCAAAUUCUUGACUUAUUCAAUUUUCUAUGUUUUUCCAGGUAAACAAAUUAAACAUUGAAAUGAGCCAAAUUCGGGACCUCGUAGAAUCCAAACUAUUGUGUAAGGACCAGAUUUUUUUCAAUUUUCUGUGAUUUACAUAACACUAGUUAUAAUUUAAGGGUCCACCAGUAUUGUUCAAGACAUAUUUUCCUUCCAGAACACCUUUUCAAAAUACAAACCCAAACAUGUCAAAAAUAGUGUAUAUUUACAAGGGCAAUUACAACCUUUGGCACAUUUUUCCCAUGAAUGAUUUUAAUUCUAAUAAAAAGACUAUAGAUAAAACUUUGAUUUAAAGCUAGUUUCAAGUGAUGAGCAUACCCUAAUUUUUAGGCUAUACCUCAAAGAAGAUGGGUCAUUUCAACAUAAACAUUGAAAUAUGGGUAUAUUGACAGCUCUGUUACACGUGUCGUUUGGCAUUAGCAGACCUUCUGAAACAUUUUAAUGAAAGUAUAAUUCACAAAGUUCACAUUUUCACUUACUUCUUAACAUCUGUUUUAAUCCAACUAGCUCCGUGGGCACGAGCAAAAUUUAGUGUUGAUGUAAAUAUCCAUUUAGUUCAUGUUUCCCCGGUGAGAAUAUAGUCUAUUCCAAAGCUGAUUUCGACGUACUUUAGCUUUUCAGAAACUGUUGGCCUUCCUCAGUAAGAUUAUCAACUGUUUCACAAAUAUAUUUGAUAGUAAACAGCUAAAAUAUUAUCCGAAAGUCUAUAUUUUUGCUCUUCGACGCGAAAAUGGCAACUCAAGAAGAAAUGAGCCGCGAUUUUUGGUCAGCGUCGACAAAUUGCCCACCUGUUUGCGAUCGCCGAAGGUGUGAGCCGAGUACCGCAGGCAAAAGUUAGCUACGGGAGUCUGGGGGCAUGCCCUCCCAGGAAAUUUUUAAAAUGUGGGUCUCUGAAAUAGCAUUUUCUGCAUUCUGAGAACACAUUUUUUUAAAAAUCUCAGCUUUUCAAAACAAAGCUCUAAUGGUCAAAUUUGUAAUAAAUUGCAUGCUAAACAUUCAAACACAACAUAAGUUUAAGUGUGCUCACCAACAAAUUUUGUUUUUUAAACGUCUUUUCAAUGUUAAACUCAUUUACUCAAUACAGGUCCUAGGGCCCUGGCUUUGGGGCAAUAGGCCAUUUUUUUUCUUCAGUGGUGGGGCAGAGGAAGGGGCCCAGUGGGGCAAAUGCCCCACCACUCCAUGGUAUUUAAAAAAUGCCUUGGAACUACGUCUAUACACGCAAGUUUGUUUAAGUGUCACGUAAAAACGCAUGCACAUGUUGUUACAUAUCUGCAAACAAGUUGUUACAAAUCUGUUCAAAAUCUGUCGAGAAGUUAUGUUUGCACUGCUUGUUCCUAGUUGUUGUAGCAAGUUUGGAACAAGCUUGUUAACAACUUGUAACAAGCUUGAUGGCAUUAUCAACCUAGUUACAAGGUUGUUCUAACACGCCUGACACAGUUAGCAUAUAACAAGAAUGUUACAGAGUUGACGACACAAGGUUGUAACACUACAAUAUUGUUAUAUCAUGACCGACUGUAUCAGACUUGUAGGAAAAACUUUCACCCUCAUGAUUUCUUUUGUGUUUUCUUCACCCAAAUUUCACAAGAGAAUAUUACCAUUCAAUGUCUGCCUGGCAGUAUCAUCCGUUUCUCAUAAAUUCAGCCAUCUUCGGGUCAUCAAUGUAAAUGUUCUUUUUAUUUUAUUUUAAUAUAGAAAACAAUUUGAAAAAAACAAAAACAUCGCGUCCCAGACAUUUGUAUAGACGACAGCAAAUUCCAUUAAACACACUACGCUAGCGGAAUAUUCUGUUCUGUAUUACUGUACCAAUUGCGG
Paramuricea clavata is the source of this 13887-nucleotide messenger RNA. The record is from the annotation of a GenBank genome assembly. Lineage: Eukaryota; Metazoa; Cnidaria; Anthozoa; Malacalcyonacea; Plexauridae.